This is a messenger RNA of Sesamum indicum (sesame), 924 nucleotides long. RefSeq lists its product as uncharacterized. Lineage: Eukaryota; Viridiplantae; Streptophyta; Magnoliopsida; Lamiales; Pedaliaceae. The record is from RefSeq and is a predicted model, not a curated record.
AUGUCGCGUGAAAAGGCCUUGAUGAUGGUCGAGAAUGCAGAUGUGCUAAAGUGGCCAAGGCACACCAAGUAUACCCCCUCCAAGAAAUUUUCUAACAAGUAUUGCAGAUUUCAUCGUGAGAAGGGACACAACACAGAGGAAUGCUUUCAACUGAAGGAUGAGAUAGAAAGGCUGGUGAGACAAGGGUAUUUUCCUGAUCAAGUCCCUACUAGUUGUAAGAUCAAUAAAGAUGAGAUCAGGAGGAGCAGGUCAAGAAGCCGGGAUCGAAACCCUGGCCCCCCCAGAGCAGAGAAGGCCCCACCUAGCAGAAGCAAUGCGCCGAUGAAAGGGGUGAUAUAUACAAUUGGGGGAGGUUCUAGUGCCGGAGAUUCGGAUGGAACUAGGAAAAGGUGCGCAAGAACGCUCGGAUCGAACAGAGGGAGAAAAUUUGUGCUGAAAGUUGAGGAAGAAGAGGUUAUUUCUUUUGAUAGUUCUAAUAAACCAAGAGACAUUGGAAUGAUGAAGGACCCGAUGGUCGUCAAGCUAGACAUUGCAAAUUUCACUGUUCAUAAAGUGUUGGUUGAUAGUGGGAGCUCGACCGAUAUCAUAUUCAAGAAUGUGGUUGAUGAGAUAGGGUUAGAAAAUGCCCGCCUCGAGCUGGUGAAGACCCCUUUGGUAGGAUUCGGUGGAAGCGAAGUGACGUCGCUGGGCGUGAUCGAGCUGCUAGUAUCCAUGGGUGAAGAGCCUAAGCGAAAAACUUUGAUGGUGAAAUUUUUGGUGGUAGAUACCCCAUUCGCGUAUAAUAUGAUUAUUGGCAGACCAGGCUUAAAUUUGUUCAGAGCAGUCAUCUCCACCUAUCACAUGAAGAUGAAAUUCUCUACAGAAAAAGGGAUAGGAGAAGUAGCUAGCGACCAGAAGGAAGCUCGAAAGUGUUGCAAUCUGUAG